This is a messenger RNA of Falco peregrinus (peregrine falcon), 8397 nucleotides long. RefSeq names its product kelch like family member 36 (gene KLHL36). The record is from RefSeq and is a predicted model, not a curated record. Bases 3694 to 5559 code for a protein of 621 amino acids. NCBI's taxonomy places the organism in Eukaryota, Metazoa, Chordata, Aves, Falconiformes, Falconidae. Gene Ontology annotation, molecular function: cullin family protein binding. The transcript has 3 exons.
AGAAAAGGCUGUCCUUUGGAUGGGCUGCUUGGGGGGGGACUAUGAAUAUGCUGAGCUUUUAAAAAGAGAGAUGAAAAUGGCCUACCUGCUCAAAUAUUUUUGAUAAAGAAGUUACUACCUAGUGAUUAAAAAAAAACCCCACACACAAAAAACCAGCAGCAAAUGGGCAUCUGUUCAUCAUGACUCAUAACUUAAAAAAGAAAACCACAUCGUUGCAGCAGAGUUACAUGCACUGUGUUUAUUUUGGGAAUUUUUCCUACUGAUCCAUCUCUUAAAAUCCAAGCUAGUUACAGAAGCAAAGCUGGGAUUACUCUUUAGAUUUAGUCUUUGUUUUGUACGAGACGGGAGUCCUGGUCCUGCAGGCAGUGGUUAUUCGGGUGAACUCGAGAUGUUUUCUUUGGUUUUGAGGUUAAUUUUCUUUGUAUGGAAUCUCUGUCUGCACAAAUCCACUGUUUUUUAGUUGGAGAUCCAUCUUGGGUAGCUCUUUAGCAGGUCAUCAGGAUGGUGGCCAGAGAUCUGUAAGACAUUAUUGUCAGCUGUAAUUAUUACGUUCACUUUGUUUCAUACCCGUGAAAACAGCUUUUCUGUUCUAGUGCGAGCACUAGGUUAUAGAAGCUGCAGAGCAAGUACCUUGUACUACCGACAACAGCUAGAAAAGAGAAACUUUUCAGUGCCUGUAUCUGUCUUUAAAAAGUUGAAUGAGGCAGAUCUCAUUUUCCUGCACAUCACUGACGAGUAGUGGGACUGCAUUAAUGAUCUGAAAGGAAUUAGAUCUUUGAAUCAGAAAGAAGUUAAAAUACUGCUGUAAUACAAUUGAUAAAAGAUAACUAGGACUAAUUUUUAAGUGCAUCCCUACCAAUAUAAUCCUUCCCUGAGUGCUGAUCCUGUCUACCAUUUAAAUGGUUUAGUCUGAAUGUAAUAAUAAUUCAUCACAUUGAAAAUUAAUUAACUUGACAGCAUUGUUUUAUUUUCUUGCUUAAGCAGCAGCUGUCACUAUCUGUUAAAUUUAGAAUUACUAGAUAAUGCUAAAGCUGUUCUACAAAAUAUAAAUAGCUUGAGAAAGAUGUUCGUGUUUAGUAUGAAAUUAGUCUUGGCUUUGAAACGUGCAGCUAUCAGCUUCUGAUAUUUGCUCACUGAACAGAUGAACUUGCUAAGUGGCUGAAAUAUGUUAAUAUAUUCUGAGUCCACCCAGUGCCAUACGUAAUGAUUUUAUGCUUGAUUCCUGAAGUAGCAGCAGUUCUACGUGACUACAAGGAUUUGAGGAGUACAAGUUGUCAGGCAUAUUUGCAGUCAGGAUUAUGCUGCUGACUCGACAACCAGCUAAGUAAAUAAGGAUCUCUGGCAAAUCUUAUAUUCUGGUGUAAUCUUGUUAUGCACGAUGGUGGUAUUAGAGAAUAUUAGAGAGAAAUGAUCAGCCAAUUUACAGAGAUGAGAGAGAAUAUGUUUUUGGUUUAAUCCAGUAAUUGUCCCCCAUGAGUCCCCAUGAGAUUCAGAAGAGGGUGCUGUAAGAGGUUAUUGUCUGUUCAUCCACGAUUUUUUUAUCACAGUUGCCUCAAAUGCGUGGUUUGUACUUUGCCACCUGCUCCAUCCCCUGGUCUCUGCUUGGGCUCCUGUAUGAGAUCAGCAUUUCUCAACCUCAGAAAAAUUAAGAUAAAGAACUGUACAGUCCUUAAAGCCCAUAUUUUCUUGUAUUACAGGUCUCUGGCAGUUUUACUCCUCAGUGGAAGUUACUUUGUCUAUGCCAUAGAUCUCUUUUUUAAGUUCUGAGGUAGGAUGAGGCGAUGAGUAUAAGGCAAAUUAAAGAGUUUUGGUCCAGAAGACUUAGAAUUAUUGAAGCCUCUUCACUUAGAUUGGUUUAACUCUGUACACUUGCACGUACAAAGUUACUCCAACAGAAGGCUUUUUGGCAGCUGCGUCUCCAUUGUUUAGAAAAGAGCGUAAGCAAAACUAAAGAGAAACCACUGGGAUAUCACGCUAAGAGCAGCACAUUUGGUUAUUAAUUUGGGUUUGAUCUUUGGCGGACUGCCUGUCGCUAUUCCACGGACUGCUGAAAGGCAGUUGUGGGAGGUCAGGCUCCCGAGGUUGGAAUUAGCUGAGGAUGAUUGGCUGCCAUCAUGUCUGGACAGUGGUGAGCCGCGUACCUUAAUCCUGGUUAUCUCAUCGUAUAAAAGUACAAUUACCAAAUGAUGUACACAGAGUGCAUAUGUAGAGUGAGGGUUGUGUGCAGAGGAAAAAAAACCAUGGCUCUAGGACUUGAACCUUUCCCAUCCAGGUGUUUAGAGAGAUUGUCUCACCAUGGUUUAACCAACCCAUUAAUGGUUUAGCCAGACAGCAGCAAUCAUGUGCUUUCUGUUUGGGAAACCAGGAAAGCCACAGAUAGGAUUUCUAGGAGAAGCAACAGUUUGGUGAAGGAAAGGUUGAAUGCCCGAGAGGCUUGAAGAGACCUCAGGUCAUCUGUGUGACCGUUUUCAGUGUCGAAACGGACUGAGAGACCUUUUCAGGGUGUCACUUCUGGGAACGCGCUCUGACAGCGUAGAGCUGGGCAAGACCCAGGGUCCUACAGCCAGAACUGUUCACAGCUGACUUAGGUGCGAUACAAAGAUGUGCUGCCUUCUCUUACAUGUUCCUACAGGCUCUGCAACUCUGCUUGUUUUAGAUUUGGUAAUCAAAGUUAUGUAUUUGCAUUUAACUUAACCUGGCUUUUAUUAAGAGAGAGCACAAGGUAACUGACUGUAUCAUCGAGCUUUCCAUCCCUCCGGAAGGGUAGUCCUUCAAGCUGUGUUGCUUCACAUACAGGGGUGACCAGCCCCUUCAGCUGCGUGUUCUGCAGGACACUCAAGGGGUGACAAAACAUUUCCAUUUUGUCUUUUCUUAGGACUGGUAACGUCAGGCUGUGAGAAAGAGGCAAGCAGUGGUUGCCUCAAAAGCUCUGUGGCACGUACAGAGCUGAUGGGAAGAGUGUCUGGACCAGAGGGAUCCCAGAAGGGCACUUAACGGACAUGUUCUGAGGGCGUUUUCCCCUUUCUUUAAAAGAAAAAUAUUUAGUCAUAUUCAUGAAAACAAAAACUACCUCAGCUUCUGGAAGCAAGUAGAAAUCUCGUGGGAAUAAGUUAUCCACAUGUGUGGCUUUGCACAUAAAUAAACAGCUAUUAUUUUUGAAUGCAGUGUGUGUGCCUGGAAUAAUGUGGAAAGAAAGAGAGGGAUUUUACCCUAACGAGCUUAGAAAUGCAGACUUCUGAAAAGAUUUAAGAAGGGGUAGCUGUCAAGUAAGCAGUAACCCAAACAAUACAUGGGCUGAAUGAAAAUUUGGCAUAAUGCUGCCUGUGUGUCUCCAGCUCCAAAUACUGAGCAAGUAGCUUAGUUGAGAAGAACUCUGUAAGGAGUCGUUUGGGGGACAAGUAAGAAAGGAACUGUCAGUAAGAUGUCCUGAAGACAAUGAGUGGCAGAGUUUCAGAAAAUUGUGCCUGUAUAAAUCAUCAGGGAGGAGGUUUGGAUGCAGCAUUGUGGAGGAGGUAGGAGUAAAUGAUAAAAAACAGGGAGUAAGAAGCAGCAAAAGCCUACGUAUCGGCCUUUCAAAGUGAAGGUGAGGAGCUGGGGCUCAUACUGUGUUGCUUGCCAGCUGUCUCAAGUCAGCAUUUAGUAUAAAUGUGCAGCACGAGUAAGCUUUCUCUGUCUCGUCUAUGACUACAUCUAAUGGGAAAAUUCUUUGUGCACACUGAAAUUUAUCUCGGUGAAGAUGACAUCUGCCUGAUAACUGUGUGUUUAUUGCAGGUGUACAGGUGGGAUGACCACUCUAGCCUAGUUCUUCAGAGCCUGAAUGAGCAGAGGCACCGAGGCCUCUUCUGUGACAUUGUCCUCGUGGUGGAUGAGCAGCGGGUCCCAGCCCAUCGGAACCUCCUUGCUGUUUGCAGUGACUACUUCAACUCUAUGUUCACCAUUGGUAUGCGAGAAGCCCACCAAAAAGAGGUUGAACUUUUUGGAGCCUCUUACAUUGGUCUCAAGGCUGUGGUGGAUUUCCUUUAUGGCAGCGAGCUGUCUUUAGAUGGAGGCAAUAUCGACUACGUGCUCGAAACGGCUCACCUGCUGCAGAUCUGGAAGGUGGUCGACUUCUGUUGUGAGUAUCUGGAGAAUGAAGUGAGCGAGGAGAACUAUUUGUACCUGCAAGAGCUAGCCUCUAUUUACAACCUGAAGCGCCUUGACUCCUACAUUGAUUCUUUCAUCCUGCAGAACUUUGGCACGCUGUCCUUCACCCCAGACUUCCUGCAGAACAUUUCCUUGCAGAAGUUGUGCCAAUACCUGGACAGCAGCAACGUGCAGCAGGAGUGUGAGCACGACUUGCUGCAGGCUGCAUUGCAGUGGCUCACCCAGUACCCGGAAAGGGAGAACGAGGCUUACCAGGUUCUGGAUAACAUUCACUUUCCCUUGAUACCUAAAAGCGAUCUCCUCCAUCGAGUCAAGCCUGCUGUCUGCUCUCUUCUUCCCAAAGAAGCAAACUGUGAGGGGUUUAUAGAGGAGGCGGUGAACUAUCAUAACAACGUCACGGCUCAGCCAGUGCUGCAAAACAAGCGGACGGCCCUGCGGACCUGCGAGGAGAGGCUCCUCUUUGUGGGAGGGGAGGUUUCCGAACGGUGCCUGGAACUGAGCGAUGAUACCUGCUUCUUGGACACCAGGAAGGGGCAGUGGGUAGCAGAGACCCCUCUCCCAGCCAGACGAAGUCACCACUGUGUUGCAGUCUUGGGAGGCUUCAUCUUCAUAGCCGGAGGCAGCUUUUCAAGAGACAAUGGAGGGGAUGCAGCUUCAAAUCUCCUAUAUAGGUAUGAUCCCCGCUGUAACCAGUGGAUAAAGGUUGCCUCCAUGAGACAACGCCGUGUAGAUUUCUACCUGGGAGCUAUUACCGACAUGCUGGUAGCUGUUGGUGGCAGGAAUGAAAAUGGGGCUCUUUCUUCAGUUGAGACCUACAGUCCUCAGAAAGAUUCAUGGUCCUAUAUCGCAGGCUUGCCCAGGUUCACCUAUGGCCAUGCUGGAACAGUCUACAAGGAAUUUGUGUACAUUUCAGGAGGCCACGAUUACCAAAUUGGCCCCUAUAGAAAAAACCUGCUGUGUUAUGAUUACCGCACAGAUGUCUGGGAGGAGAAGAGGCCGAUGAUCACUGCUCGAGGGUGGCACAGCAUGUGCACCUUACAGGACAGUAUCUACUCCAUCGGUGGCAGCGAUGACAACAUAGAAACCAUGGCUCGUUUUGACAUUCUGAGUGUGGAGUCGUACAGCCCUCAGUGUAACCAGUGGACCAGAGUUGCUCCUCUGUUGCAAGCAAACAGUGAGUCAGGGGUGGCAGUUUGGGAAGGCAAGAUUUAUAUCCUCGGAGGCUACAGCUGGGAGGAAACGGUCUUCUCCAAAACAGUCCAGGUUUAUGAUAAGGAGAAAAAUAAGUGGUACAAAGGAACUGACUUACCCAAAGCAAUUGCCGGUGUGUCUGCAUGUGUCUGUGCAUUGAAACCCAAAACAGAGGACAAAAAGAAAAAAACAAAAACAAAAAAACAUCAGGAUAGAGGAAGAUGACUACUUCUGGAUAACCACCCUUUAAUCAUUUCUAUCUACCCUUGAUUCUUUUUCUUUUUAAAUGGGGACACACACACACGUCUUCUGAAGCCUCAGAGAACAUACAGUUGAAUGUGUUUUUUUGAUUAAGCUCAUGUUUAAGGUAAAAACAACAAAAGAAACCAAAAAAACCCCCAACCUCCUACCAUAUAGGGGGGUGAUAUAGCAAGAGAGGUUAUGCUGCUCUCCUGGAUGUUAAGGCUUAGUCUUUUACUUCUGUGGUACAUGGCAUUUCCACAUACAUAGUAUUCUGUCAACGUUUUUUAAGUAAGGUUGAAUCUGUGGCUGAGAUGAUAAUGUCGGGGGGGAGGGAGGCAGGGGAGUAAGUGAAGUUACAGGGCAGUUCAAAGGAGUUCAGAAGCAACUGCUUAAAAAAACCCCAAAGAACCAGGUCUUUGAUUUUGUAAAUCUUGAAUUUUUGUAACAUUGAAUAUAAUUUACAAUACAUUCUUGAGUUGUUAGUAUCAGAUUUCUGGAACACCAGUGUUCAAAGAGAAUACUGGUUUUGGUGAAUGCAGGUCCGGAUCAGCUCAAAGAGCAAAUAACUCCACUGUACUCUUAAGACGAAGAAGACUUUACUGUGUGGCUAAAUAAUCGAUGGGGUUUACUCGGGCUUGGAUUGAUACCAUUGUGAACUUUGAAAUCUGGGAAGUGCGAUGACUUUUGCAGCCCUUGUUGUGGCACUUUGCAUAUCUAAACACAACAAGUUUUCUUGGGCUUUAAAACAUGUCAGAGAAUGAGGGGGGAAAAAAAAUUGGUCGAAGAACUUGAAGGAAGAUUCGAGGAUUUGGAGGGAAACUGCACGAUUUGCCUUGGGUUUCAAAGCAGGUGAAACUGAUAGAGCUCACUGCGAGUUUGGGGUUUGCUGAAUAGCGUAAUGUUGGGGAGAAAUGGCAGGGAUCCUUCAGGUGAACUUGAAGCAAGAUGAAGUCCCUUCCCAGCCCUACCAGGCUGUAGAACCUGGGAUCCACUUCAUUUAACUCAAGCCUCACCAUGGUCAUGGCCCAUACUAGAUUUGUCUGCUGUCAAAAACAGAGGAUGAUUAACUGGGGUUCGGUAAACCUCAAGAACACAACUUGUUUUUUUGCCUGAGCUAAUAGCUCACAUCUUCUUUUUUUUUUUGUUAGUAUUUUUUUCCCCCAAGUUCAAAAUGUCUUUGCAUGAGCGUAGCCUUUUCUGAUGGGUUUGGGUGAGGACUUAAAGCCGUGGCUCAUCAGGCAUGCAACCAAACACCUUCCCCAGCAAGACAGGCCCAAAAUACGCUGAGGGACUGUGUCUGGGAUCCAGACAGUGGGACUGAACUGAAAAUCGUCUGUUAGAUCCUCUGUGUCACGCUCUCCUAUGCAUACCAAGUAAAGAGAUUUCCAGCCCAAGUGUUAGUCCACCCUCUACAAACACAGCUGAUUCUGGUGCAGAUAUUAAAAUUCCCCGACUGUCUGGCCAGCUUUCAGGCAUUCACCCUGGGGCAUUUUACAAAUGCACCUCUGAUUUGCAAGAAGUCGAUCACCAGCAAUCUGAUACAACCAUUUCAGUUAUUGUAGUAAUGCCAGGCCACAGAUUAAUAUUCCUCCUUCCCAAAAGAAGAAAUUUUUAGAAAGUUUUUAAAAACAACUUUUAUACUUUUUUAUAACAUAUUUUGCUAACUCAGUCUCUUGUUUGCCAUGUAUUAUUUACUGUAGAUGCUACUGCUCUGUAAUCGUGACCCGUUGUUGCUGUCAGGGGCUCACGAUCUGGUGGAUCUUUUCGUCUCUGUGUGGUUGGUGGGGAUGCGCUGCAGCUGUUGGGGCAGCAUUUACGUUGCCAGCAUUGUCAGGCAGGCAGCUAUCAUUGUGACUAUUGUACGGCCGCUUGGCCGGCUCGCCAGACAUGCUACUAAACACGCUUUAUUUUCAGCUAUUGGUGAUCUGCUGAGUGGAUUUCAAGGGCUUUGGUGUAAAGUUCUGCUGGGGAACUGUUGGUUGUUGCUGUUAUUUCUUCCUCAGUCCUUCUUUAACAUCUCCCUUGUGCACCGUAACCGUCUAUUUCAGAUUUGCCUUUUUUUUUUUUUUUUUCCUGUCUGGUGUACGUACAGUUGAUACCCAGCUACCCUUUUUUUUUUUUUUUUUUUUUUUUUUUUUCAUUUUUAUUCCCCAACUAUUUACGUCAGUAAUUAGCAAACACUAAGAAAACAUUUUCGCACUUAAUUUCAUUUGAAGCUCUUGCAAAUUAAAGAAUGCUUAGAUAUAUUGUAAGAACAUAUUUGUAUUGAAAGAGGUACCUCUGAAUAAAUUUCUGGAGUGCAAGAAAGUUACAGGUUUCUUCUUUAGUCCCAAGAAGGGAUUCAAGAAACUAGUUGAAAUUAAUUUUGUUAAGCUCCUUGAGGUUUUUUUGGUUGUUUUGUUUUUUGUUUUUUGUUUUUUUAAAAAAAAAAAAGCCCCAGGAGUAAGUCUUUCAUUUGCAUUAACAGAUUUAUUUUAAAGCCUUUGUACACUGCAUGAAGUAAUGGUUAUUCUUUUUUUUAUCCUAAAAAUAAAUUAAAAAAAAAAAAACAAACACUACAAAACAAAACCAAAACAAUCAUUUUGGUUAUGGCAAACUCAUUAAUGAGAUGUUUGGGGGGUUUUUAUAUCUGAAAUCCUUGCUAUAUUGACUAACAACUACUUAACUUUCUGGGACAUUUUCAUGUGUAAGUAUAGGACAAAGAUUUCAAAGACUUGCUUUGUUUCUGUUAAUGGGUUGCCUGUUACUAUAUCCCUCUUUUAAUGUGUUUAUGUAUUACAUUAAUGUCUGGAAAAAAUAAAUCCAGUUUAGAAUAUUGUA